This is a messenger RNA of Rhodamnia argentea, 1152 nucleotides long. Its product is annotated as 26S proteasome non-ATPase regulatory subunit 9. The transcript is spliced from 5 exons. The coding region runs from base 231 to 920 and encodes 229 amino acids. Gene Ontology annotation, biological process: proteasome regulatory particle assembly. The record is from RefSeq and is a predicted model, not a curated record. Gene Ontology annotation, cellular component: cytoplasm; nucleus. NCBI's taxonomy places the organism in Eukaryota, Viridiplantae, Streptophyta, Magnoliopsida, Myrtales, Myrtaceae. Gene Ontology annotation, molecular function: protein binding.
UAUCUCUUGAAAGUUGAGGAUAAAUGUCCUCUGCGUGUUCUUCAAGUUUUACUUUUUCGCUUACGAUGGAAAUGAUGAACGCGUUCGAGCGACUUCUCGUCUAAGGCGGUGCCAAAACUUCUCUUGGGCCUCGCUCUCAGUGCCUCCUCCCCAAAAGGGAAGAAGAAAUCUUCCUCGUGUAGUAAUCUGCAGCUUCUGCAAUUCAGGAACGUAAGACAGCAGAAUCGACAAUGGUGGGGACGGAUCUGAAAGCAGAGACGAUGAAGCUGAUGGAGAAGCGGACCGCCAUCGAGGCCGAGAUGAACGUCAUCAUCGAGCGCCUCACCCGGCCCGGCGGUCCCGGUCUCUCCGGCAACCUCGUCGAUUCUGAGGGGUUUCCUCGCACGGAUAUUGACAUUCCAGUCGUGCGAGCUGAGCGUCGCCGUCUUUCCGAGCUUCGGAAUGACCAUAAAGAGAUUACUGAUAAACUUGAUGAGAAUAUACAAGUCCUCCAUUCAGCUAGACUUGCUCCCAGAUCGGCACCGGCUAAGGGUUCCGGUGGUGCUGUGGGAUUGGAUCUUACAAACACAUCACAUGUUGACGCAGCAGCAUCAGAAUCUUCGCAUAAUAUUGCACAAAGAGAUACUCCCACUGACAUGGAUGUUGUGAUACUCAGCAGACCCUUUGCAGUAGUUGAUGAAAUAACUGAUGGUUCACCAGCAGCAGAGGAUGGUUUGCAGCUGGGUGAUCAGAUUGUGAAAUUUGGAAAUGUUGAAUCUGGGGAUAAUUUGCUCCAAAGACUCUCUUCUGAAGCUCAGGCAAAUCAGGGCCAUGCUUUAACUUUGGUGGCUAUGAGGCAAGGUGAACCCAUCAACUUAACAGUGACUCCCCGAGCAUGGCAAGGCAGAGGUUUACUGGGGUGCCAUUUUCGGAUCUUAUGACAUGCUGUGUCUGCAAGUACCCCCAGAGAGGUUUUUUAACAGGGCGCGAGGUGCGCUUCAAAGGAUGUCUCCAAUACUGGUCUCCUCUUUUUGUUGACAAAACAUCUCAUUUAAUUAUGAAGUUCAUGUUUGGUCAAUGAAAAACAAAUUAUGCAGUUCAUGUACUUUUUAUGAGUUUGACUUCUUCACAUGUUUGCUGGUAAAUGUGAUACACAGUUUUCUCUAGGAUUGA